Molecule: messenger RNA, 3290 nt
Organism: Panicum virgatum (switchgrass)
Lineage: Eukaryota; Viridiplantae; Streptophyta; Magnoliopsida; Poales; Poaceae
Product: pentatricopeptide repeat-containing protein At5g03800-like
Exons: 2
Coding region: 16-2619 (867 amino acids)
Biological process (GO): RNA modification
Molecular function (GO): RNA binding; protein binding; zinc ion binding
Source: RefSeq, a predicted model, not a curated record
CUCGGAGUGAAAUGAAUGGCCAUCUCCACCUCAUCCCCCUCCUCCCCUCCCCUUCCCCGCCUCUCACCCCCGCCCCCUUCCCUCCUCUCCUCCUUCCCGCCCCCGCCGCCCGCCCAUGGCCUCCCCCUCCGCGCGGUCGCCGCCGACCCCCGCGCCGCGCACGCGGUGGCGGUCAAGUCCGGCGCGCUGGGCCCCUCCCCCUCCCGCGCGGACGCCCGCGCCGCGAACGCCGUCAUGUGCGCCUACCUCCGCGCGGGCCGCCUGGCCGACGCGCGCGGGGUGUUCGACCGGAUGCCCGCGCGCGACGCCGCGUCCUACAGCGCGCUCAUAUCGGGCCACGCGCGCCUCGGCGGCUCCCCGGCCGCCGCCGCCGCCGCCGCCGCCGCGCUGCUCGCCCGCAUGCGCCUCCGCGACGCGCUGCCGCCCACCGAGUACACCUUCGUCGGCCUCCUCACCGCCUGCGCGCGCAGGGGCAACCCGCGGCUCGGCGCCCAGGUGCACGCCCUCGCCGCCAAGUCCGCCCACUGCUCCUGCCCCGGCACCGGACCGGGGUCGCUCCUCGUCGACAACGCGCUCCUCGGCAUGUACGUCAAGUGCGGCCGCCUCGGGGACGCGCUGAGGGCGUUCGGCGGGAUGGAGCGCCGCGACGUCUCGUCGUGGAACGCCGUCCUGGCCGGCCUCGUCGAGCUGGGGCGGCACGGGGAGGCGUUCGAGCUGUUCGGCGAGAUGCGGGCGACCGGGGUCCGCGCCGACGGGUUCUCCCUGUCGGCGCUCCUGGCCGCGGCGGGGGAAGGGUUCGGUCUCCCCGAGGGGGAGGCGGUGCACGCGCUCUCGCUCAAGUCCGGGCUGGAAACGGACCUGAGCGUGGGCAACGCGCUCAUCGGGUUCUACUCCGAGCACGGCGGCUCCGUUGAAGACAUGGUCAGCGUGUUCCAAGGGAUGCCGGUGAAGGAUGUGAUCUCGUGGACUGGGUUGCUGAACGGGUACAUGGAGUUUGGCCUGGUCAACAUGGCUCUGGACGUGUUUGAUCGGAUGCCGCAGAGGAACUUUGUCACAUACAAUGCGGUCCUGACCGGUUUCUGUCAGAACAAGGAAGGCGUGCGGGUCACGUUCGCGAAGAAGGCAGGGCUCCGAGGCCUGGGGCUGUUUAGGCAGAUCGUUGAGGACGGGCUGGAGAUCUCAGAUGUCACGGUGACUGGUGCCCUGAAUGCCUGUGCUAUUGCUGCAGAUAGGAAGAUGAGUGAGCAGGUUCAUGCUUUUGUGAUUAAGUGCGGCUGUGGCUCUACUCCCUGGAUUGAUGCCGCGUUGAUUGAUAUGUGCAUCAAGUGUGGCCGUUCUGGGGACGCACAUCUGUUGUUUGAGCAAUGGCGCCAUCAAGAGAGCUUUCAUAUUGCUUGGAAUUCUUUGCUGCUGGCUAGCGUCAGAGAUGGUGAGUAUGAGAAAGCACUUUCAACCUUCCUUCAGAUGUUUAGAAGCAGUGGUGUAGGAUUCAUUGAUGAGUUCAUGUUGACUGCUGCCCUUGGAGUAUGUGGUGCUCUAGGAUUUGCUGAACUUGGGAAGCAGAUGCAUUCCUUUGCUUCAAAAUCUGGGCUUCUGUACGCUUGUGGAGUGGGUAAUGCUAUAAUCAGUAUGUAUGGCAAGUGUGGGGAGUUGGAUGAUGCAGUCAGUUUCUUUGAUCGGAUGACUUGUCGAGACCUGGUGUCAUGGAAUGCAAUGAUCACUGCCCAUCUUCUUCAUCGUCAGGGAGAAAAGAUAUUGGACAUACGGGGCCAGAUGGAGAGAUUAGGCAUCAGGCCUGAUUCCAUUACCUUUCUUCUGGUCAUAUCUGCUUGCAGCCACACAAGCUCAGACUCUACAGACCAAUGCAGGGAACUCUUUCUUUCUAUGUCAAGCAAAUAUGGAAUUGAACCAGCCAUGGAGCACUACGCAGCAUUUGUUAACGUCCUUGGCUGCUGGGGUCAUUUUGAUGAGGCAGAACAGCUUAUAGGCGGUAUGCCAUUCAAGCCUGGUGCAUUAGUUUGGCGGUCUUUGCUAGACAGCUGCAGCAAGCGCUCCAACGUGACCGUGCGAAGACGGGCUAUGAAGCAUCUGCUUGCAUUGGAACCACAUGAUCCAUCCACGUAUGUGUUGACAUCAAACCUCUUCUCCGAAUCAGCAAGGUGGCACUCCUCCGAGAACACAAGGCUGGAGAUGCGCGAGAAGGGCAUGCGCAAGAUCCCAGCACGGAGCUGGACGUUCCACGACAACGCCGUCCACUCGUUCUUCGUGCGGGACAGGUCGCACCCGCAGUCCAAGGACAUCUACGCUGGCCUGGACGUGCUGAUCCUCGAGUGCAUCAAGGCUGGGUACGAGCCGGACACCACCUUCGUCCUGCACGACGUCGAGGAGUACCAGAAGCGGCACUUCCUGAUGUACCAUAGCGUGAAGCUGGCGGCCAUGUACGGCCUCCUGACGGCGCGCCCUGAGCGGACCGUCCGCGUCGUGAAGAACAUCCGUAUGUGCGGUGACUGCCACUCUUUCCUGGAGCACGCCUCGGCCGCCACCGGCAAGGUGAUCUCGGUCAGGGACUCGUCCGGGUUUCACGUCUUCAGGGGAGGGAGGUGUUCCUGCAGAGAAUAGCGACACUGGUGGAAUGGUACCACCAUUUUUGACAUGCUUGCAGUUUAGGAAAAUACAGAAGAUAUCCCUGCAUUGAGGUUCUUGUACAUCACUCUUGAAACCAGGAGGACAUGCUCGGAUCAAAUCAAGACCAGCCAGGCAGCUUGCCCGUGCCGCCGCCACAGUACCGCCAGGCCAGGUAAGCACAGAGGCAGCCGCCGGCGACGAGCCCCGCCGCCGCGAGAGCCUGCACGCACGCGUCUCAUUAUAGGGCCCGCCGGUGAGCUGCCACGUGCAAAUCAAAUGUCUCCUUUGCACGUACUCACCUUGCGCGUGCGGGGCGGCUUCCCGGCGCGGCGGCCGUCGUCGUCGGCCCCGGCCGGGACGAGCACGUCGUCGACCAAGGCGGCCGCGGCGCACCAGUGGUACGAGCGUCGGCGGCCCGUCGGCGUCGCCAGCGGCCGGUCGUCGUCCUCCUCCGCGUCGGAGUCGCUCCACGCCAGCAGCCUCCUGUCCAGGGUCGGCAUGGCGAGGCGCGCGCCGCCAAGAAGGUUCCCUGGCGGCCUGGUGCCAGUGGAGCUUGCCCGCCUGAUCGCGGGGUUCCCUCUGCGAACGUUACCAAUAAGAGAAUAACUGACGUGCCUCCUUAAUAACUGCCCGUUUAAUUAACUACUCGGCGUUGGCGUUUCCCA